AUGGUGAAAUCCGGCCUGAGCCGUCUGUUCUCGUCGCUAUCGGAGCAGUCUAUCGUCAAACUUUCUUCCGCUAGUUUCAUAUCGGAAUCAGUGACUCGCUUCGUAUGCGCCUCCGCUCAACAAUAUCAGUUUAAACAUGGAAAAAAGGCCGACGACGAAGAUCGGGAGGCUGUGAAAGGGAAUCUUGAACCUAAGAUUAAAGAAGAAGAAGCUGAAUGUGGAGAUGAAGAAGAUCACGUUAACAAAGAGACGGGAGAGGUUGGCGGGCUUAAAGGCCGGGAGCCCACUCUGUACCGUGAUUGGGAACGCAAUGGUCGCUGA
This is a messenger RNA of Hibiscus syriacus, 321 nucleotides long. RefSeq names its product succinate dehydrogenase assembly factor 4, mitochondrial-like. Bases 1 to 321 code for a protein of 106 amino acids. The record is from RefSeq and is a predicted model, not a curated record. The transcript has a single exon. Gene Ontology annotation, biological process: mitochondrial respiratory chain complex II assembly. NCBI's taxonomy places the organism in Eukaryota, Viridiplantae, Streptophyta, Magnoliopsida, Malvales, Malvaceae. Gene Ontology annotation, cellular component: mitochondrion.